This is a messenger RNA of Mucor mucedo, 858 nucleotides long. RefSeq lists its product as uncharacterized. The record is from RefSeq and is a predicted model, not a curated record. NCBI's taxonomy places the organism in Eukaryota, Fungi, Mucoromycota, Mucoromycetes, Mucorales, Mucoraceae. The coding region runs from base 62 to 796 and encodes 244 amino acids. The transcript has 2 exons.
UUUUUUUUUUUUUUUUCUGAGUGUGUUUUAUUUUAUUCAUUUUUAUAUAAUUUUCUAAAACAUGGCCAAGAUUGUAUUUAACGAAGACGAGGAUAUUGUUGUCCCCGAGUCCACCAAGAAGGUGGUUGAUGAAGAUAUUUUUGACGCAUCGUCCUCUGAUGAUGAGGCUCCCGAAGCCAUUUCUACUUCCAAGGCCAAAGAUUCUGUCCUGUCUAAAGCUGUUGCGGCCAAGGAAGCCAAAGCAAAAGUGGCUGCCGAGGAAAAAGAAAAGCGUCGAUUAAGAGAUCAACUUUUAAAGGAACAAAAGGAAGGCAGUAAAAGACAAGCUAAGCUCAUUGAAAAGAAGACAAAAAAGGAACAGUCCGAAAAGGAGUUUUUGGCUAGAGAAGAAAAGCGAAAGUCAGCACAAGCAGCAAAGGAAGAAGCAGAUGAAGAGGAAGAAGAAACAAAUUUGUUACCUGAUGAUUUAUUAGCGCAAGCUUUAAAGGAAGAGGAGGAAGAAUCUAGAAAACGAAAGCAUGUGACGACGGAAGAAUUUGAAAAGAUGAUUGCUGAGCAAGAGGCACAAGAAAACAAAAAAGCCAAAAAGAGAAAGACCCAUCGCGAUGGAAGAACUGUGGGAGAAUAUACCGUUAAAGUCAUCAACAAUAGACCCAAGUUACAAAAGACAGACAAGCAAUUGGCCUAUAAGAGACUCGGUCAUUUGCAUAGAAACAAGGUGCCCAGAAAGGAAGCCGUGGUGAAUAUCAGUAGUGGUAGAGAUGGUGCUGCAUUGGUAUUCAACCGUAAAAAAUAGAACUCUUUUUCUUUUUGGCUUGUAUGUACAUAUUUUUUUAUAUAAAUAAAUAGAAUGCAGGG